CUUCUACUUGAAAAUCAUUCUUAUAUAUUGAUAAAUAUGUCAUCUCUUGGAUGGUGUACGUCUGAAAUGCAUUCAGCUUGCCGUAGAAAGCAAAGCUGCGCUCUGAACUACAAUACCCAGAGUUCCUUUCGCGCGUCAACAGCAACAGCUAGGAUGUUGCGAUAUCGCUGGCAGCCAAAGAUUGCUGUGGUUGCAGAGAUUACACCGCUGGGUUGAAACCUCAGUGGAACGUAAUUGUGGAUGUUCUUAUUCCGUGGGAGUCAUAUUUGCCGCUAUAGUCGCGGCAGGCGUAACUGUAGGCGCGUGUCAGGGCUGCGUCGCGUAGAGCGGAGAAAGCUAACUAAAAAUCACAGUUUUUAUCCUUUAAAAAAAUGGAAGCAACUAAAAUAGCCGCACGGGUGGUUUAGCUACGAGGCGUCAAAGCGACAGCGGCUACAAUACAGCUUACUGAAGAUGGAAACAGAUUUUCGGCUGACAAAUACUGAAGACAUCAUGUUCAGAGGAUAACCUGGAUAACCUUACACGAAAUGUCAUAAAGCGUAAGUAGCUAGCACUUAGCUAGCUUAAUGGCUGGUCGAGAUGGAGACGAUGGACCUAUUUUUUUUUUCCUUCCUCAGCAGCCGAGCACGAACAGCUGGAUGGCUUGUGAAAGAAACACUUUCUCCGGAGAUGCUUUAACCUCCUGGAUGGUGUAAUUCACUUGCAUAACUCUGCUAGUCGCAACCGCUCUGCUAGCGAAUGGGAAAAAAAAUCCCACCCCAAAAAAUAAUCAUAGAUUCUAUCAACAUCACGAUGAAGACCGACAAAUGCUUCAUAUUAUAAAACAGACUUGAAAGCGUUAUAUUUAUACCCGUGCAAUAAUAAGUCUUGAAACAGGAAACGGCUCCUUUGUUGUGGCUGUGUGAAAGUGAAGCCAAAAAUACUCGUCGCUCCUGUCAUUUUGACAACAUGAGGAAGUUCUUUGAUUCUCGUCGGGAGUUGGUCAGCUCCGGGCCUGGUUCUGGAGGAGGAGGAGGAGGAGGAGGCAGCUCCGGGUCCAGUCAUGCAGGCGGAAAUUUCAUCGGGAGAGCCUUCACUGUCGGGCGGCACCAAGUCACUGUUGAGGAGAUCAUUGCUGAAGGUGGUUUUGCAAUCGUGUUCCUCGUGAAAACAAACCAGGGGGUGCGUUGUGCACUGAAGAGGAUGUAUGUCAACAAUGAGCACGAUCUGCAGGUGUGCAAGCAGGAGAUUCAGAUUAUGAAAGAUCUCGUGGGUCACAAGAAUAUUGUUGGAUAUCUGGACUCCAGCAUCACAGCGAUGGGAUCCAGGGACGUAUGGGAGGUUCUCAUACUGAUGGACUACUGCAAGGGAGGGCAGGUGGUCAAUCUGAUGAAUCAGAGACUUCAAACUGGAUUCACAGAGUCUGAGGUGCUUCAGAUCUUCUGUGACACCUGUGACGCCGUCUCCCGCCUGCACCAGCGGAAGACGCCAAUCGUCCACAGAGAUCUAAAGGUGGAGAACAUCCUUUUGCACGACAAAGGUCAUUAUGUGCUGUGUGACUUCGGCAGCGCCACAAACAAAUUUCAGAACCCGCAGACUGAAGGAGUGACCGUGGUGGAGGAGGAGAUCAAGAAAUACACAACUUUAUCAUAUCGUGCUCCAGAAAUGGUAAACCUUUACAAUAACAAGAUUAUCACAACAAAGGCUGAUGUCUGGGCGCUGGGCUGUUUGCUGUACAAGUUGUGCUUCUUCACUCUCCCCUUUGGUGAAAGCCAGGUGGCCAUCUGUGAUGGCAGUUUCACCAUUCCAGAUAAUUCCCGCUACUCUUACGACCUUCACUGCCUCAUUCGGUACAUGCUGGAGCCAAACCCAGACAACAGACCUGACAUCUAUCAAGCGUCCUACUUUGCUUUUAAACUAGCUCAGCGGACCUGUCCUGUUCAGAAUGUGAAGAAUUCUCCAAUUCCUUCCAAACUCCCUGAGCCAAUCACAGCAAGUGAGGCUGCAGCAGCAAAGAAGAGCCAAACUAAACCCAGACUGACAGACCCUAUUCCCACCACCGAAACCUCCAUCACCCCUCGUCAGAGACCCAAAGCGGUGCACACUCAGCCUGCUGCUGGCAUCCUCCCCAUCCAGCCUGCUGCUCUCACCCCUCGCAAGCGGGCUAAUCUCCCCGGUGGUGCAGCUCAGCCUGUGGGAGUCAGCUUAGACCUCUCCCAACCAGCUGCAGCUCUCCAGUCACAGAAGGCACAGACGUCAGCGCAGCCCCUCCUCCAGACACAGAAUAAUACGAGUCAGGCUGCAGCUUCACACAAGCAGCCAGCUGCAGCUGCGGGAGGAGAGACGGCAGAAUCACAAGUGGGUAAAGCUGAUGCCGUACCGCAAGCACCGCCAGCAUCCCAGCAACAGACCACACCUCCCUCUGUGGUCAGCUCCGCUCCCCAGCAGGCCGCACAGACUCCGUCCAGCCCCGCCCCGCCUCAGCGCCCCGCGCGCCGCAAGCAGACGAGCCAGGCUCAGCAGCCAGACGCUCAGCCUUCUCCCAGCAAACCGGCGUCCGCUCUGCUGCAGGAGAUAACUCCGCCGCCAGCUGCCCAAACGCAGCCCGCUUCCUCUGAGAUCAGCCAAAAAUCAGCUCAGACAACUCCACCUGAGACUCCAAAGACGACUGAAGAGCGAGGCCACCAAGGUGAACCGGGUGAAACUGCAGUUCCAGCCAGCGACUCCUCACAGCCGCUGCAAGCAGAUGAUGGAAGUGCUGCUCUCAGUCAAUCACUUACAUCUCCACAAAGCCAGUCAGCUCAGCUUAAUCUCUGCGAUGCAGCACAAGACCAAAGCACAGCUGCAUCCACUGGUCCUGCCGCCGCCGCCGCCACCAACACCGUGACUCAGCCAGCGUGGAACCCGUUCGACGACAAUGACUUCUCCAACCUCACUGCUGAGGAGUUCAAAACUGAUGACAAAAAGACUACUGACUUACUGUCAGAUUCUGAGGCAGCAUCACCUGAAGAGCUGAUACCAGGUCUGCAGGCCUCAUCUGUGGAAAACACUCUUCAAGAAACAGCUGAAAGACCGUCUGCUCUCCUGGACUCAGGAGCCUCACUGCUGGUUGUCCCAGAUCCUUUCCAUACCCUAGAACUGUCAGAUGCUCCAGAGAAACUGAUCGAAGGACUCAAAUCUCCUGACACGUCUUCACUCCUGCUUCCAGACCUGCUGUCGUUGUCUGAUCCUUUUGGUGGAUCUGUGGAGUCUGUGAAAGACCCCCUUACUGCAGACGACUCUCUCCUGAGCUGCUCUCUGAUCUCCAGUCCACCUCCUCCUGCGUCGGCGGGCAGCGCCACCUCCUCCAUCUCGUCUGCGCCCACCUCCGCCACCUCUGCUCUGGAUGAGUUUAGCUUGUUGUCUGGAGACUUGGUGCAGCCUAAAGGGGACUCGUCUCUCCUGAUCUCAGACUUUGAGGUCCAACAGACGAGCGCUGAAGCAGCUACAGAGGACGAGUUUGAUCCUAUUCCUGUCACCGGGCGCAAAAAUUCCCAAGCCCUGCAGAGGGAGCUCAACAAUAACAAACUCCAAGCCGCUCAGACUGCAGCUCUGGAGCUUUUCAGCGAGGAGAAAGAAAAGCAGCGGCUCCAGCCGAGCGUCGCCGCAUGUGUUGUUAAUAAUAAACACGUGUUGCUGUCCGGUGAAUGGGCCACUCAGCACCACCCUUCCCAAACUCCCUGCUCCGCUCGUCAUUUCAUCCCCGCUAACUACAAUUCCCAGUUCCUGCCUCCACAUAGUUCAGUCCCAUGUGAUGUUUUCCAGCUGGCUCCUUUCAAACCCCCAGGAAACGACAGCAGAGUGGCACUCAGCAGCUGCUCCAGUGCUGCGUCUCACAAACCUGCUGAGACGGCUGAUGUUUUCCUCCAGGCGCCGUUCGGAAGAAGGCAGGAAACCAACCAAGCUGCCCCCUCUAACGCUCACAUAUUCAGGCCUGCUGUCCGGGCCGCUCCUCUGCACCCAGAGACCCCUCUGCUCCAGCAGCCCAUGAUGGCGGUGCACCGGGUCGUCUCCAGGGUCGGUCAGCAGGCGGCUGUAGGCUCGGUGGCGGUGGGGCCUCUGCGUUCUUGGACCGUAGUGGGAAAAACUCUGAAUGACCCGAUCUACGCUGCGCCUUUUCAUCCAAGGUGCUCACAAGGGAAACCAAACUAAUCUGAUGUUAUCUUUACAAAACGCCAAAUCUGAACUUUUCACACAAAGAAGAAGCCAAAGUUCAGUUGCAGUAUUACUUAAAUCCCAAAUGUAGUUUCAUUUUUAUUAUAAUUACUGAAGUAUUACUACCUCAGUCAGGUCAUGUUUUCAGUCUCUGCUCAAAAGGUUCACAAAUCAGAAUUUCACGAGGAAAUGCAGAAAUUUUAGAAGCUCCUUAAAAAUACUUUUUUUUUUCUUAAAAACACAAUCUGUCAUGCUUUUAUUAUUGAUGUUUCAUUAUGAUUAAAAAAAUCAUCAACUUUUUUGUGUUUUAUACCUUCAAAUAUUAGCUUUGGUUUAAAGUUGCUGCUUUUUAAUUCAUGCCCUUUUACAUCUCUUGUUUACAUUUAGUUACAGAUUGUGCGUUCAUUCUCAGCAGCGUCUUAAUGUUUAUUAUCUAUGUGAGUUAGCGUUUUACCCCGAGCCAAAAAAAUCAGUGUUGAAAGAUUUUUGCACAGUUGAAAGUUGAAAAAAGACUCCAGUUGUAUCUAAACGCACUUUUCAUUAGAAUAUGCUCCUAAAAUCCACAAUGGCUGGUCACUAGAGGUGCUGUAUGUAAUCAUGAUCUUUGAUUUUAAUUGUUUGUUUUUCUUUAGAGAAAUUAACAGUUUUAUGCAUCACUGUAUGUCAGAACUUUUUCAUCAUUUCAUCACUCUGUUAUGUUGCUUUUGUCAUAUUAGGGUUUUAAAUUAUGCAUCCGAUUAGUUUGUCUUUGUAUUUUGUUACAUUUUGUUAACUGUGCUGCCUUUUCCAGGUCAUAUUCUGUCAGGUGCAAUUCUGGAUCUGUACACUGUAUUAUCUGCUUAUUAUUACUGGAUAUAAAGAGAAAUCACCAAUAAAAACUUAAAUGUUUACUCA
This is a messenger RNA of Austrofundulus limnaeus, 5067 nucleotides long. Its product is annotated as AP2-associated protein kinase 1. Gene Ontology annotation, molecular function: ATP binding; aspartic-type endopeptidase activity; protein kinase activity. NCBI's taxonomy places the organism in Eukaryota, Metazoa, Chordata, Actinopteri, Cyprinodontiformes, Rivulidae. Gene Ontology annotation, biological process: protein phosphorylation; proteolysis. Bases 949 to 4170 code for a protein of 1073 amino acids. The record is from RefSeq and is a predicted model, not a curated record. The transcript is spliced from 20 exons.